Molecule: messenger RNA, 1188 nt
Organism: Tachysurus fulvidraco (yellow catfish)
Lineage: Eukaryota; Metazoa; Chordata; Actinopteri; Siluriformes; Bagridae
Product: parvalbumin, thymic-like
Exons: 4
Coding region: 293-625 (110 amino acids)
Cellular component (GO): cytoplasm; nucleus
Molecular function (GO): calcium ion binding
Source: RefSeq, a predicted model, not a curated record
UUCAAAUAUCUAAAGCUUACAUACUUCAGUAGUAUAUAAUAAUGCAUUAGGUUCAAACUGUUGCAUGGAUGAUCAAAUGGGACAACAUUACCUUGCAUUUCCACCAUUUUAUUAAAGGCAGUUUAGUCUCUAGUGUUGUUCGGUGCUGUUACAGGUCAGGUGGUGUAAAGGGUUCAGGUGCAGUUGACACAGAGGCACUGGUGGUUUCUGACAUAUACUAACCAGCACAAUGCUUCCUCUUGCCAUAUAGCACAUAGACAGAGCUUCAGUAAUUAACCUUGCUUUACUGAAGAUGGCAUUUACAGACUUUCUUGCUGCGUCUGAUAUUUCUUCCGCCAUCAAUGCUUGCAAAGCAAAAGAUUCCUUUAGUCCAAAGACAUUUUUUGCAACCCUGGGUCUAUCCAAGAAGUCUCCGUCUGAGAUAGAGAAGGUUUUUAGAAUGCUUGACCAAGACAAAAGCGGAUUUAUUGAGCAAGAUGAGCUACAAUUAUUUCUGCAAAAUUUCUCAAAGGGGGCACGGGCUCUCACCGCGGCUGAGAUGAAGGCCUUCCUUGUGGCUGGAGAUAUGGAUGGGGAUGGAAAGAUAGGCUGGGAAGAAUUCUCAGCUCUUGUGAAUGAUUCUUGAGCUCAGAUCUGCCAAAGAACAACGCUGGAGAAAGAAACACUGCUGAACUUUGUGAUGAGAAAUGUAUAUUAAAUCUUACAUAGAUUUUUAUUAAUAAUCAGUUUCCAUAAUAAUAUUAUAUACUGAAUUUUAUGAUAACUUUAUUAUAACAAUAACAAUGUAUACAAGGAAAUGAUCAUGUACUUUGCUACAUAUUUUACAAUGUCACUGUUCUGCUUGGUUUGAAAAUCUAUGACAUGUUAACGAAUUAAAGAGGUUUUAUCAAAUUCUGUUUGAGGCAUUGUAAUUUAAUUUGUCUUCAGCCACACAUGAAAAAAAUACAUUUCUCAGAGUUUUUCGAACAUUGUAUUGGAUUGCAGUCAAGAGAGAUUUUACCCUGACCUUGGAAUAAAGCAUUUGGAAUGACCUUGAUAGAGAACAUAGUACCCACACACACACACACACACACGCACACACACACACACACACACACCAGGCAAAAGUGAUGACACAGCAAUAAUGAAUUUCUCUCAUAUCUCUUGACCAUUCUGGAGACAGAUCCAUUUCAGUCCUUUCAAUCCUGC